AUGGCUCAAGAUGUUAAAGGAAGUUUUUUAGGUUCAAUUGGAGGAGAAAUGCAUACUUUAUUUUGGACGGUACUUAUUCUACUUCAUAGUCGUAAUUUGACAAUGUUCACAUCAAACCAUUUACCGAUUAACAAUAUUGAUGAAGAAACUAGAAUAUCAUCACAAGCAAUCUGUUUUCAUGCAGCUACAAUACUUUUGCAUUGGCUUGAUGUAUUGAUGAAUUCUGUAUCAGAUUUUUUUGAACAAUCAUGUACAGCAUUAUUUUCAAUAGCACCAGCUAUCAGAGUUUUAUCAUGGACAGCACAAAAAGGGGACGAAAAGGCUGCAAGUAUGGUGCAACGACUAAAAGAAAUCAAAAACCAAGUUAGGGAAAUUGCUAGGAGAAGGUUUGGUGGUGAGGGUAGAUUGGAUGGCGAGAUGACAUUGAAAAAUUUGUUGAUUAGUGCAAAAGAAGAGGAAACUAAAAAUGCACAACAGAUUAAAUCAGAAAAUGGCUUUACAUUGUUUGAAUUUGAUGAGCACGAUAAUUAUUUUUCUCAUACAACAACUAAUAACAAUGGCAAUAAAGGAAGAAAACAUAGUUAUAAUAGAAGAAAAAAUAAUAUACGGUUUCAAUAA
Molecule: messenger RNA, 618 nt
Organism: Entrophospora sp. SA101
Lineage: Eukaryota; Fungi; Glomeromycota; Glomeromycetes; Entrophosporales; Entrophosporaceae
Source: the annotation of a GenBank genome assembly